This is a messenger RNA of Parathielavia appendiculata, 470 nucleotides long. RefSeq lists its product as uncharacterized. The transcript has 4 exons. The annotation marks the transcript as partial. NCBI's taxonomy places the organism in Eukaryota, Fungi, Ascomycota, Sordariomycetes, Sordariales, Chaetomiaceae. The record is from RefSeq and is a predicted model, not a curated record.
CAUCUCGAUGUCUGGUCCGAGGUUGAAGAAGUAGUCGAUAGUAGGAAACUCGUGGAGAGGGUACGGUGCCCAGGUCUCCUCACUUUCAAGAGCCCCACCCGCUGCCGACACAAAUGUGGGGCACAAUUCAACUCUGUGCCACCGCUCCGAGACACCCGGCUGGUCCUAAACACCCAAACACCACAGACCUCAGGGUAUUCAAGAUGGCGCCAUGGGCGCGUAUCCUCUGGGCAUACUGGCUGAUGAUUGAAGAUAAACUCGUCGACCAACUUCUCCGAAGUCCCACUUUCCAUCAAGGAGUCCGCCGAGUCCACCGCACCGUUCAAGAUAUUCGAUAUGGGCGGAACCCGCACGAGCCGCUGCGACAGGGCGAGGCAACAGCCGAGCCUAAUAAAGGACAGGGUUUUCUGAAGUACUUCAUCGAAGAACUCCGGAAUCAGGCGCGCGGGAAACCAACCGAGCCUCCCCCG